AUGACUGUUACCGCCAGUGCCAAUGCCAGUGCCAUCGAUGAUUCGGACAACACGAAGGCUGUAGUAGAACGAAGCGGCGGUGGCGACACUUUGCCAAGCAUGAAGGUGACAUUUAAUUGGUUGAAGCGUAAUCCAGGAGGAGGACUAUUCACCACGAAGAAGCAGGUUUUGGAAGUCCACAAAGGCUAUGAGUUCGUAAUGGGCCUGUUAACCGCACUUCGUGUGGGGGAAACCCCUAUUUAUUCCAGCAAGGGAGAUGAUUGGAAGCUGCGAGACCCUCAAGACAGACUCUCAGACACCAUUGAAUAUGGCUUGAUUGAGGACCAGGCAUAUGGUAAAACGCUCUAUCAAAUGAGGAUACCAGAAGAGCUCUUUGCACUUCCACUGAAGUUGGAGGAAUUUGCGAGAAGGGAUCUCCAUUUCAUAGGACCCGAUGUUGAUAUGCGAUUUACCAAUGGAGAUUACUUGCCAGUGACACCAGUAGGCUACGAUCUCAUUGAAAACUUCGCAAAGGACAAAAAAAGUGUCAUUCUUUUUGGGAAGAGCGGUUGCAGAAAGACAACCGCCAUUUUUGAUGCAGCACAGGUGUAUCCCUGCCUACUCUUCACUGCUUCCUCUUAUGACCGUGACAACGAGCGACGAGCCGAUCCCGGAUCCAAGGAUCUGUCGUUUGAGGCGCUCGAGCAGGAUGUGGCUCGGGCCAUUGAAAAACCCUCUGAUUAUGAGAAGAAGAACGAAACCGACAAACUAAUCCUGGCACUCGUUUUGGCUCGUUUGUUGAUGCUGUUGGUAUUCCAAGAGAAGUGUACAAAAGACACGGCGAAGCAUUGGCUCGUGUACCAGCUGACGGAGCAUAUGCACCAUAUUACACUGAAAUUGUACAAUUCGCUCAAGCAGCGCAGCUCGGAUAAGCUCUCUGCCCUCGAACGAGAAAUAAAUCUGGCAACGGAUGGUGAUUUCUACUUCUAUGCUUUUGAUGAAGCGCAGUUUGGAUAA
Seminavis robusta is the source of this 996-nucleotide messenger RNA. The record is from the annotation of a GenBank genome assembly. NCBI's taxonomy places the organism in Eukaryota, Bacillariophyta, Bacillariophyceae, Naviculales, Naviculaceae.